UCUGCAUGGAGGGACUGGGGAAAACAAUCCUGUAACGCGGUGUUAAUUUAUUAAGGAUAACAUAACACGCAUGUAAGAAUUACGUUUACCGUAUUCACAAAAACUCGCCACUGGAUCACAUAAUGAGCCACCUGAAUUAAUUUAAUAUAUUUACACAUCAUUUCUUUAAGGCCCAUUAUGACACUGUUCUCCCAUCUACGUCUAUGUCUCCCUAGUGGUCACUUUUCUUCAUACAAGUAGACGUUACAAGCAUGAUGUUAAGACAAUGCCUAUUUAUGCAAAAGUGACUCAAGUAACCACAGAUUCUACUAAUUUUCGCGUUCAUAGACUGAUGAUUCAAUAGCAUGUUGUUUAACGACGCUAAUUAACAGAUUAAUAAGGUAGUACUAUUGCGAUUGGAGAACUCGAAGAGAUAUGGAACAAAGCUGUCUUAGUGACUAGACAUGGAAUUUGGAUUGAUUACUGGAUUUAUUCAAUGCUUAUAACUCAUAACUACAAAUAACUGUAAGUCUCGCUGAUUUACACACUCUGUUGAUCACUACAACUAUAUCGCACAUAAAUUGUUCUGUUUGUUCACUUGACGUUGCUAAGUAGCUUGUACUAACAAUUUCAAAUUUACUAUCCCAACAUUUAGCAUAAGUUUAGGGAUGGAUAAAAGUCACGACUAUGUGCUAGAAUAUACGGUCUCUUGUUGCAACUCGAACUCGGGACGUCUUGAAUAUGAAACGAGAGUACAAACCUUGAACCACGAUGCACAGAGGAAGUGUCUAUAGGAAUAUUCUGUAACUAUGAAGAACAAAUAAUUUGCAUUAAUGUAUAAUAAAUUAUUUGAAGACGCUGCAUCAAAUGCAAUGGUUAUUUAACGUGUAACGCUAUUAGAUGAUCAUGUUUGAUUAACUCGACAGAAUUUCAGAGGAAAAACUUCGUGGCCUAUUUUGAAGUUACUAUACAGGCAUUAAUGUGGAGGAACUGACGAAAAAAAAAAGAAAAUGUAAGGACUGACAAUAUACUGUCUGAGAUUCGAACCGGAUAACCACGAAUAUAAGUGAGAAAUUUAAAGCUCUAGGCAACUGACUCGAUACAACUUAACAUUAUAAAGUAAACCACGUGACAUAUCACGUAUAUCUCCACACGAAGCGACAAUACCUCAAAUCGAGGACACUUAAGACAAUAUUUAACUGUCUUCACGACUUGUAUAAGGCAUUUGUCACUUAUCGUCGUCUAAAGUGACUUAGACGGAUUAGAAACUGAACGCAUGCGCGAACAGGUGGAUCCUUUUUUCUUAACAGGACCUAUAUCCUUGAACCACAAAAUUACUAUAAGGGUAAGGAAGUGGGAGGAAGUGGUAAAUGAAAUUUGUAAAACGUUAGAAAGUGAGAUAACGCCUUCCUCGCCUCCUCUUUCCCUUUGCUGAGACCCGUAACCCCUUUCUCUGCCCCGUGCUCGUCUGGCUGGCAUGUGUAUGUAUGUAUACGAGGUGUGACCACGGUGAUUGAGGAUGCUGAAAGAAAAGAGGGGGAUUUCGGAGGCAACAAUUGAGGUCUCAGUAGGGCUCAUAAAAAGGAUGCUUGAAGAUCAAUACGACCACAUUCUGAACCUUACCAGCAUUGAGUAACCUGCCUCACGUUGCAUAACACGUGUUUCUAGUGCUCAGUACUGGACUUCACUGAGAUCUAUUCUACAAACAGACAGAUCAAGAAUGAAUUCCACAAAUUUCUGGAUUACACCAUUUCUGUCGCUGAUAAUAUUAUCGGCGUGUGUCACGGCAGUGCCUGCAGUGGCUUCUGAAGGGAAAAACCUUGAAUAUAACGAAGUUGUACAAGGCAAAAGCAGUUCUGGAACGGAAGGGAACUGGAAUGUUGUGAUGAAGAUGUUAGACGAUUGUGCAGAUAAGGAGUUCCUGUCCUGCGUGGGUGUGAAGCUUGUGACAGCGAUCGAUAGGGCGGCUAAAAUGUCUGAUAUACGCGUCAUUGAUGGAGUAACAAUAAUCAAAACAGAGGAAGCCGAUGACGGGGAAAAUGGUAGAGCUUUUAUGACUGAGGAGGAGCUGCAGAACUCUCUAGACCAGGAACCAACAGAGAAGACUUCCAGGUUGCUCGAGUAUCUGGUGGAAGUCGCCUCAAAAUUCUUCAAGAGCCAUGCCAUUCAGUUCAAGUUGCCUGAGUUAUCUUCCGACCGGCUCCAGAGAGCACUCGAAGAGGCCCGUGGAAGGAAGAAAAUCAGGAAGAUGAUCGGGCCUCUGAUGAUGGGUCUUGGUGCCAAGCUGCUACUUAUUGUCCCAAUUGGCAUUGCCAUAGUCGGGUUCUUGGCCAUCAAGGCCCUGAUAGUCAGCAAACUCGCCCUCCUACUUGCUGGCUUUGUCGCACUGCAGAAACUGCUCGGCGGUGGAGGUUUGGGGUCCUUUGGAGGCGGUAAGAACGGUUGGUCAUCUGGUGUUGGAUCCGGAUGGAACGGCGGCGGAAGUGGAUGGAGCAAUGGUGGUGCCGGUGGGUGGAGUACUUCCGGAAGUGGGGCAUCUUCUGGCUACUACAGAAGUUUUGACACUAACGCCCCUGUAGAUGCUCAUCAGUUGGCGUACAAAGCACAAGUACCACAAGAAGUCAGCCAGUAACUGUGAAGUAUUCGCCAACGGGAUUCCAGGCUUUUACUGCGGUAUAUGAACAAUACUGUUUCCCAUUUCUGGGUGAUGAAACUGUGUUUUGGCUUUCAUCCCGAAGCGUUAGUCCCAGAACAGUUAAUAUCUUUCGUAGACCGCCUUUUACACACUUCACCUUAAAUCCGAAAACGACUACAUCCGCCAUAGAGUCUACAGAAUAUUUUUGAGCCCUCCUACCUGCUUGGAACCAGCCAAAUUAGAAUCUAAGAGUGGGCGUCUUUCGUUCAAAAUUUCGGGACUGAUGACAGACGCUUCUUUACGGGCCGAAUGACUGCAAACACUCUGCAAAUUACAGAGGUUAUGUUCAGACGUGUUCGUUUCAUUUCUUUGUUCCAAUGCUCUGAAGUGUACUGAUUGUUAAUAAUACUUUGAAACGUCUACAAUACAUUUUUAUGAUAAAUUCAGUCUGCCCACUAGACGCAGGGGGAACAAGAUUCGUACUUAUCUGUCUGCGUAAAGACCUUUCAUAUUAAAAACCUAGAAGUGGUAGCUGUAACUCCCAGUGUGAAUUUAGUACGUCUGAACUAGACUUCCUUCAUGGGCAAACUGUAUAUGUAUAAACAAAAAACUCCGUGGCCUUUAGUCCGCAAGCGAAAUAUACGGAC
Messenger RNA from Cryptotermes secundus, 3261 nucleotides. RefSeq lists its product as uncharacterized. The record is from RefSeq and is a predicted model, not a curated record. The transcript has 2 exons. The coding region runs from base 1700 to 2611 and encodes 303 amino acids. Lineage: Eukaryota; Metazoa; Arthropoda; Insecta; Blattodea; Kalotermitidae.